Cutaneotrichosporon oleaginosum is the source of this 438-nucleotide messenger RNA. RefSeq lists its product as uncharacterized. The record is from RefSeq and is a predicted model, not a curated record. NCBI's taxonomy places the organism in Eukaryota, Fungi, Basidiomycota, Tremellomycetes, Trichosporonales, Trichosporonaceae.
AUGCAGAAGGUCACGACGAUCACGAACGACACGUGGUUCCAGGACGCCAAGGUCGAGGCGCCCAACUUCAAGACGCCGCAGCUCACGACCAUGACGAUGGAGUCGACGUACAAGGGCGACAUGGAGGGUGUGAGCGUGGGGUGCUAUGUGAUGGCGGCCUACAACACCCCCGUCGCGGAGGGCAAGCAGCCCGAGGACUGGACGUUUGCCGGCGUCGCGACCUUCGAGGGCACCGUGCUCGGCAAGAAGGGGACGUUUGCCGUGCAGUGCAUUGGCAAGGUGCUCGAUGGAUGGAGCGAGGCGGAGAACACCAUCGUCGAGGGUACGGGGACUGGUGAGCUUGCGGGGCUCAGUGGACGCGGUGGUUUCAAGUUCAAGAUCCCUACGGAUGGGUGCCCUAAGGACAUGCCGGUAGAGUGGGAGAUUGAGUUCAAGUAG